AUGCUAAAACCUCAGUUGUAUGCUUUAAUUAAACACCGAAAACCCCAAUUAAAAACAUAUAAGAUAGAUGCGGUCUUAGCUGAGCACGGCCAUUCAGUUUUAAGAAUACCCCCCUACCAUCCGGAUCUAAAUCCGAUUGAGGUGAUUUGGGCCACAGUGAAGGAUUACAUCAAACAAAAGAACGUCAAGUUUUGUUUACAAACAGUUCUCCAGCUUGCAGCCGAGAAAUUCGUCGAGAUCUCUCCAGAAGACUGGAAGAAGCGAUGUGAACAUGUGAAGAAAAUAGAAGAGGACUACCUGAACCGUGAACAUAUUGUAGAGGAAGAGACUGAACGUUUUGUGAUACGUGUGGAUGCCAGUAGUGACAGUGAAAGUGACAACACAGACGAUGAUUCUGUUUCCAGUGAAGACGAUACGAGUGGAAUAGAAGAACUGGACUAA
Molecule: messenger RNA, 441 nt
Organism: Macrosteles quadrilineatus (aster leafhopper)
Lineage: Eukaryota; Metazoa; Arthropoda; Insecta; Hemiptera; Cicadellidae
Exons: 1
Coding region: 1-441 (146 amino acids)
Molecular function (GO): nucleic acid binding
Source: RefSeq, a predicted model, not a curated record